Molecule: messenger RNA, 4683 nt
Organism: Onthophagus taurus
Lineage: Eukaryota; Metazoa; Arthropoda; Insecta; Coleoptera; Scarabaeidae
Gene: fus
Product: epithelial splicing regulatory protein fusilli
Molecular function (GO): RNA binding
Source: RefSeq, a predicted model, not a curated record
UUACCUAUCCGCCAGGUAGAGACACAGUGUGCUGUGGGCCCCCUCGCGAUCAACGCGAACGAAACUCAACGCUACCAGUUACCUGUGUAUACGUACACUCUCGGCGUGCAACAAAACGACGUUCCAAAAAAAUAAACAACAAACUCAGCAAAGACAAUUUUAAGAAAAAUUUACAAAAAAAAAUCGAAAACAAGAAAGAUUUUUUCAUUUGUUGUUAAAUCAAAGAAACUCUUAGUAGUGCGCGAAUCGUGUGUCUUAUUUUCCUCAAGAAGGCUGUGAAAGGACGUGGUAACCAACUGACGACGACAACAACAACCUGUUGAUACCAUUACGAUUAUAUUCUCUCUCUACAAAACGAAAAGAAAAAAUACUGUUGAUAGAAGAAAAUUAAAAAAAAAAGAAACGAACAAGUUUUUCAAGUUUGUAAAAAAAAAAAGAAAUUUUUAUCUAAAAUUUAAGUGUUUUAUACAAAUCGUGUUUUUUCUCUACAACUUCUUCGUAAAGUUAACACAAAAAUUACAAAAUUAAAAGAAAAUAGGAUAAAUUUUUUGCCGGAUCAAAAAGCGUGUUUAGGAGCAUCUGGAAAUCACACGCGGUUUUAUCUUGCUCGAUAGAUGGAGAUAAAGAGGCCAGAUAACGACGGGCAGUAAAAAUAAAUUUUGAGGAAUAUUUCCCGUUGAGAACCUGAGAGAGAAACAACGACGAACAGACACACAUCUACGUAAUAUUAUACAAGUAGAUAGAUAUACAAGCGCUGUGGCAACAAGUUGGUCGUCGUCAAAGCGUGGCAACAUGGCGGCGCCCUAACAUAACCUUAACACGCACGGAAAAAAAGACGUUGAGAGGAAUUUAUUGAACUAAAAAGGAACCGCUAAUGAGCAUCAAAGGAAUUAACAUGAUCGGAACACAUCAUAUAUGCGUUAUGUACGUUGCGACGGCGGGUUUACAAGGCCCUCUAAUGGGAUCUGAUGAACAGGAAAUCGUCCUUCUCAUAUAUGUCAUCAUUGACACCAUACAAAAUCAGAUUGUGGGUAUGCAACAAUAUCCAAUACGACCACUUGCGGCAGACGUGAAUGAAAACAUCCUCUCAGAACAAUUAACCUCGGAAUCCGUGUUAACGGACGAACUCAUCAAAUCUUCAGGGAGACAGCUGGAUACGGCUCUAGCGGACUUCGAGGCCUAUUGCGACAACAUGCACAUCGACCCGCACAAUCCCGGAUUUAGGAUAGUAACGGAUGGACAGUUGCCUCUCAGGCAGUGUCUGCACCCGGAAUCCUGCCGGAAGGAGAUCGACCUGCCGUUGUAUUAUUCCACGUUCAACGACCUUCGGAAGGAGGUCGCACGAUUUAAGAAGACCGACACACUGCCACAAAGCGUCUCCGAUAUGUUGGGAUGUUUAGAAAUCGCCGCGGAAACGGAGACCGAGUUUUACAAAAAAGAAGCGAAAGAUAUGGUGAAUAUAGUCAAGACGCUAAUCAUGGAAGGAUAUCGAUUUGAUGCACCUGAAACUAUAGCAUUGAUAUUAGAACCUGGAAUAUGCUCGAAAGACGAUGAAAUUGACGGAAACUGUGUGGUGAGAGCAAGAGGAUUACCCUGGCAAAGUAGUGAUCAGGAUAUUGCUAAGUUCUUUCGAGGACUUAAUGUUGCCAAGGGUGGUGUAGCUCUUUGCCUUUCACCACAAGGAAGAAGAAACGGUGAAGCCCUGGUGCGAUUCAUUAAUCAAGAACACAGAGAUAUGGCGUUAAAAAGGCAUAAACACCACAUUGGACAGAGAUACAUAGAGGUGUAUAGAGCUUCCGGUGAAGAUUUUCUUGCGGUAGCUGGUGGUUCUAAUUGUGAAGCUCAAGCGUUUUUAUCCCGAGGAGCGACGGUUAUUGUACGAAUGAGAGGUCUCCCAUAUGAUUGCACCGCAAAACAAGUGCUGGAUUUCUUUGCUGCUGGUGACAAUCCUUGUCAAGUACUCGACGGUACGGAUGGUGUACUUUUUGUUAAAAAACCAGAUGGACGAGCAACAGGAGAUGCUUUUGUACUAUUUGCGAAUGAAUCGGAUGCACCGAAAGCUCUUAAAAAACAUCGAGAGAGUAUAGGAUCGAGAUACAUAGAAUUGUUUAGGUCAACAACAGCCGAAGUUCAGCAAGUUUUAAAUCGAUCUCUGGAUCCAAAAACGUAUGAGCAACCAACGCCUUUAAUUGCACAGAUACCGCAAAUGCCUUUACUACCACAACAUAUAAUAACUUCUGGAACAAGAAAAGACUGUGUUAGACUGAGGGGUUUACCAUACGAGGCUCAGGUGGAACAUAUUUUGGAAUUUUUGGGGGAUUAUGCGAAGAAUAUUAUUUUUCAAGGUGUACAUAUGGUGUAUAAUGCUCAAGGUCAACCAAGUGGUGAAGCGUUUAUUCAAAUGGAUUCUGAGAAAUCGGCUUUUAUAACUGCCCAAAGCAAACACCAUCGAUACAUGACGUUCGGUAAAAAGCAGCGUUACAUCGAAGUGUUUCAGUGUUCUGGCGAGGAUAUGAAUCUCGUGCUGACGGGAGGAAUCCCAGCACCCGUUUCACCGGCAAAGGCGGCCCCCGCUCUGCUCAGCCCCGGUGGAAGUAUUAUACCAGCACCUUUUCAUCCAGGCGCUAAUUUUCCUGGGUACGCCCCGGUACAAUUGGCAGCACCAGCUUUAGGUCCACGACAAUUUUUCCCCCCGCCCAUCUUCUAUUGGCCUUAUCCAAGUCCACCAGUUUCGCCAACAAGUUAUUAUACGCCAACGAUGCCACCACCUGGUGCUAUUCCACCACAACAACCUCAACAAGCCAUGAUUCCUCCAGAUUGUAUUCCAAUUCAACCAAUGGGUGGGCCGAUUCCAACAAUCGACGGAAGAUUUCUCCAUGAUACAUUUACAAGAGCUGAACAUGAGAAACAAAGAGCAAACUUCGGUAAUCAAUACGUCGAAUUAUUGAUUUAGAAAAAAGAAUCGAAAAAUUAUAAGAUUAAAAAGUUGAUAUUUCCAAAAAUUCUUAAAAAAAUCAAAUAAUCGAAAUCGUUAUUAGUGAUUAUUAUUUAGCUAUAUAUCUUUUUAAUUUCGAUUUAUGUUUUUUAAAUUAUAACUUAUCGACGUGUCUCAUAUCAAAUUAAAAAAUAAAACUACGACAACUUAAUUUAAAUAGUAGAAUAAAUAAUUUCCGAAAAAGAAAUAUUAAAGAGAAGUAGUUAGACCAUUAAAGAUUUAUAUAAUAAAUAAUAUAUAUUUUAUAAUUGUUAAACGCAUUAAAUUUUAUAUAAAAAAACGCCUUAUAAUAUAAAAAUAUAAAAAGAACAAUUUAAUUAUUACAUUAAUCUAGUUAGCACAAAAAGAAGUGCAAUUUUUUAUACAUACAUAUUAUUAGUAAAUAUGUAAAGUUAGCAAUGUCGAAUUAUUUUUAUUUUUUACACAUACACAGUCAACUUUACUUACUGAUUUUUGCCCCUCAUAGAAUUAGCGAUUCGCGUGUGAACUUUAUUAUUAUUUUUUGAUAUGAAUAUAGGUUAGUGAUUUAGAUAAAGACAAUAAUUAAUAUCGGAUGCAGCAAAUAUUACUAUGUCUUCCAAAAAGAAUAAGAAAAUAUACAAUAUUCGUCAAAAAAUUAAUAUCAAGGUAUUAAAACCUAACUAAAAAAGAAAUGUUUUGGAAAUAAAUUUUUGACGAAAAUUGUGGAAACAAAACGCUCAAUUUUCGCAAAGCACGCGGUAGAUGCGUCGUCUAUGUCCUCGCUUAGCGAUUUUAGUUAGAUUUACUUUGUGAUUUAUAGCUUAUAGUCGCAAAAUGCUAUUUUUUACACUUUCAAUUUAUUAUUAUUAAAAAAAAAAUACUAACUAAAAAAAAUAUAUAUACUAUAUUAAUAAAUAGCUAAUGUAAGACCAAAGUCAGUUUGAGCAAAAAAAAAUUCCUUUUUGCAACGAAUUAUUCUAGUUAUUCGAGUAAACGCUUCGAUGGAGCUAUCUCAUUGUGUAUUUUAUUUUAUAUAAUAUAUAACAAUUAAUUAAUUGAUCGUGUAUAAUACAGAGCUUGUCGAUCAAGCGAGCAAAUAGUCCCUGUGCAAUAUACACUGUUUAAAAGAAAUUUGAAAGAAACGAUUCAAUAAUAGAAAGUUUUGAUAAAUACAUUAAAUUUAUUUAAAUACUUAUAACGUUCGUAGUGAGAAGAGAAAAGAAAACUGCAUAUUAUCAUCCAUUAUAAUUACUAAAUAAUUUCUAGUUCUAAAUCAAAAGCAACUUAGUCGUCAUUUCUAUGAUUAUAAUUUUACUAUUUUUUUUUUGUUUUUAAUUAUUACAACUAAAUAAUUUUGUAGCUUUAGUCCGCUAAACUCACGAACUACGUAUAAGAUUCGAUCGAAAACUAUGUUCGUAUGGCCUAUAGUACUCUAUAUGACACAUUUUUUUUGUUUGUUAGUACGACAAAUCGAUCGAUAACCGCGAGAAACAGAGUCUACUUAACUGUAGAGAAAAGAACGAAAGCGUAUGUAAGUAUAAAUGAGUAUGUACUGUAAGAUUAUUACUGAAUGAAAGAAAAAAUGACGUUAUAACCCGGAUGUUUAUUUUUUGAGAACUGUGAGAGAGAAAUAGAAAAACGUUAAUCUAUUACAAUUUUAUUAUUGUACUACGACAUGUACUGCAAUUGUUGAGAUAAAUAGAUAAUAAAUAUUGAAUUGUUAGUAA